CCGGAUCCCCUGCUCGGCUUCGACUGCCGUUCCCCGUGCUCGCGUUAUCUCCCUCCUCUCUGCCGCAGCUCGCUGAGUCCCUCUGUUUCCUCCCAUGGCACGGGGUUCCCUGCAGGCUGCUCGCGGCACCCAUCUCCUCUGCUCGACCGCGAGCUCGCUCCCUGGUCAUGCCGCUCCCUCGCCUAAUCGUGGUCGCGCGCGCGUGUGCCUUCUCUUGGUGGUGCUCGACUCCGGCCUCAGGCAGCCACGUCCGUUGUCGUCGGGCAUGCUAGCCGUCGUGGCUCCCCUUGUGCGCUGUCCUUGCUGCUCGCUCUGCGCGCACGGUCCUCUGUCCCCUGCGCGUAGCCGGUUUCUCGGUUCGCCGUGGAGCCUGCGCGCUCAGUUCUGUCCAGUUCGUGUCCUGCUCGGCCGUCCGCGCGACACGUCAUCCAUGGCCGCUGUCCGUCGUCGAGUCCCUACGUGCGCACCAGCUCCCUGUGUCGCGUUCCAUUCACCUAAACCGGAGUUCGCCAGUCGUCCCUGCUUGUCGGUGUGCUGCUGCUCUAGUUUGGAUCUUGCCCAAGUCGCUGCCAUGGUUGUACGGUGUUUGGCCCGCGCCGAUUCGCGUUCGCUCAUAUCGCCAUCAUAGUGUUGUCGUUGGUGAUAGCUUCGCGUGCGUGUCAAACUCCUGCGUCGAGUCUUUUUCCUGCUCGCCGGUGCGCCCUCUCGGCUCGCUUGGCCUUAAUUCUCAUCGCGUCAUCGAUUCCGCUGGUCAGCGUCGUUCGUCAUCGUGUCGCGUGUGUAGCUCUAUAUACGUCACCCUCCUGUGUCGUCGUCGUUCCGUGCGUCAUCAAGAAAUUCCAAGAAUCGAGUGAAGACGAAGCCAGCAGCGUGAUAUUCACCAAGUGCGCGACCAAAAAGCUCGGACAUCCUGCGCGACUCAAGUUCAAUUCGUCGAAAUUAUUCAAUCGAAGAAAAGAUCUUCAGCAAUUAAUUACCGAAGAAAAGAAGGCUCCUGUAUGACAUCAACCGGAACCCGUAGUCGUGCUUGCGACUAUCGCGUCGAAUUAGUCAGGGUAAGUUGGUUCGUAUUCCCAUUAACUAGGUCUAUAAAUAGAUUAAAUAGAAUUGUUGGUCACAAUAAAUAUUAUUAAUUUAGCAUGCGUAUAUUGUGAUGAUUGAUUUAGAUAACUCGCUAAAUCAACUAAUUAAGUUACACAGUUUAGAGAGUUAAUAAAAAGCUUAGAAUAAAAAUAGAUUUUCUAGUGUAAUAUGUCAAUUUGAUUAAUGGAUAUAGUCGAUGUCCUGCUGUGAUAUCCAUGGUGCUUAAUGCUUGGUUUUAAGUGUUUCAUGCUUUUUAGCGUAGAUUAUCUAUAUUAUACUCGUUAUACAUGUGCUCAUACAUGUGCAUCAUGCAUCUCAUGAGGUACGAUAAAUAAUCGUGUGACGCGGAAGAAGAACCAAGCCGACCCCAAGCGUGGGCUAAUCUGCAAGCUGAAGCUGAUGAAUCAACCUGAAGACGGUUAAA
This is a messenger RNA of Zea mays, 1507 nucleotides long. RefSeq lists its product as uncharacterized. The record is from RefSeq and is a predicted model, not a curated record. The coding region runs from base 95 to 628 and encodes 177 amino acids. The transcript has a single exon. NCBI's taxonomy places the organism in Eukaryota, Viridiplantae, Streptophyta, Magnoliopsida, Poales, Poaceae.